AUGAAGAAUUUUAGAUCAUUAGUUCUUGUUGUGCUAAGUCUUAUAAUUAUUUUGAAUGUCGCACGAGCUGAUGCUAAGAGCAAGGUUCAUAUAGUGUAUUUGGGUGAGAAGCAACAUGAUGAUCCCAAGCAUGUCACAGAAUCUCAUCACCAGAUGUUGUCGUCCCUACUUGGAAGUAAAGAGGAUGCACAUGACUCAAUGGUGUAUAGUUACCGACAUGGCUUUUCAGGAUUUGCAGCAAGGCUCACCAAGUACCAAGCCAAGAAACUCGCUGAUUCACCUGAAGUUGUUCAUGUCAUGCCUGAUGGUUACUAUGAACUUGCGACAACUCGGACUUGGGACUAUUUAGGCCUCUCUUCUGCCAAUCCAAAAAAUCUCCUAAAUAAUACAAACAUGGGUGACCAAGUUAUCAUUGGAGUUAUUGACACAGGAGUGUGGCCAGAGUCUGAAUCAUUCAGGGACAAUGGGGUUGGACCAAUACCAAAGCGAUGGAAAGGAGGGUGUGAACCAGGAGAAAAGUUCAAGUCAACCAAUUGCAACAAAAAACUUAUUGGAGCCAAGUACUAUAUCAAUGGGUUUCUUGCUGAAAACGACGGAUUCAAUUCCACAAAAUCACCUGAUUACAUUUCUGCUAGAGACUUUAACGGCCAUGGAACGCACGUCGCCUCCAUUGCUGGUGGUUCAUUUAUUCGUAACUUGAGCUACAAGGGACUCGCCGGAGGAACCUUGAGAGGUGGUGCACCACGUGCUCGGAUAGCAAUGUACAAGGCUUGUUGGUAUCUUGAAGAGCUGGAAGGAGUGACUUGUUCAUUUUCUGAUAUCAUGAAAGCAAUGGACGAUGCUAUUCAUGAUGGUGUUGAUGUUUUGUCACUCUCUCUAGGUAGCCGGGUUCCUCUGUUUUCCGAAACUGAUUUGCGUGAUGGGAUUGCUACUGGAGCAUUCCAUGCAGUAGCAAAGGGUAUUACGGUUGUUUGUGCUGGUGGUAACAGUGGCCCAUCAGCUCAGACCGUUGUGAACACGGCUCCUUGGAUAGUAACAGUGGCUGCGACCACUCUAGACCGGUCAUUUGCUACACCUAUUACACUUGGGAACAAUAAAGUGAUAUUGGGUCAAGCAAUGUACACCGGUCCGGAACUUGGCUUUACUAGUUUGGUUUACCCAGAGGAUCCAGGAAACAGUAAUGAGACAUUUUCUGGUGAGUGUGAGUCCCUUAAUCUCAACUCCAACCGUACAAUGGAUGGGGAAGUUGUGCUGUGUUUCACAACAACAACAGGUUACAGUACUGUAUCAAGAGCUGCGUCUUUUGUGAAAAGAGCUGGCGGUAUUGGACUGAUCAUUGCAAGAAAUCCGGGGUACACUCUCAAUCCAUGUAAAGAUGAUUUCCCCUGUGUGGCUGUCGACUACGAGCUUGGGACUAAUAUACUUUUCUACAUACGUUCCAAUGGAUCACCUAUUGUGAAAAUACAACCUUCAAGAACAAUCGUAGGACCACCUGUGGGGACAAAGGUGGCAACUUUUUCGUCAAGAGGACCUAACUCGAUUUCUCCCGCGAUUCUAAAACCAGACAUAGCAGCACCGGGAGUGCGCAUAUUAGCUGCUACAUCUCCCAAUGGCACCUUCAAUGCUGGAGGAUUUGCUUUGUAUUCAGGAACAUCAAUGGCGGCUCCAACAAUUUCAGGAGUUAUUGCACUUCUCAAAGCUUUGCAUCCUGAUUGGUCCCCUGCUGCUUUUAGAUCAGCUAUUGUCACUACAGCUUGGAGAACAGAUCCGUUUGGAGAGCAGUUACCUGCUGAAGGGUCAUCUCGCAAAGUAGCUGACCCGUUUGAUUACGGUGGAGGCCUUGUGAACCCAGAGAAAGCUGCAGAACCUGGUCUCAUAUACGACAUGGGCCCAAAAGACUACCUUCUCUACUUAUGUUCUGUCGGUUACAACGACUCAUCUAUCUCUCAGCUUGUCGGUAAAAGAACAGUCUGUACAGACCCAAAACCUUCUGUUCUAGAUAUGAACUUGCCUUCAAUCACCAUUCCAAAUCUCAAAGAUGAAGUCGUUCUCUCAAGAACCGUCACUAACGUUGGACCAGUUAAUUCUGUCUAUAAAGUCGUUGUCGAGCCUCCGCUUGGGGUUAGAGUGGUUGUGACGCCCAAGAAACUAGUGUUUAACUCCAAAACCAAAAGUGUCUCGUUUUCCGUUCGAGUCUCGACCACACACAAAGUCAACACUGGGUACUACUUCGGAAGCUUGAUUUGGACUGACAAUGUGCAUAACGUGAUUAUUCCUGUGUCUGUGAGAACGCAGAUUCUGCAGAACUACUAUGAUGAGAACUGA
Eruca vesicaria subsp. sativa (arugula) is the source of this 2325-nucleotide messenger RNA. Lineage: Eukaryota; Viridiplantae; Streptophyta; Magnoliopsida; Brassicales; Brassicaceae. The record is from the annotation of a GenBank genome assembly.